AUUAUUCUUACCUCCAGGUUUAAAAGACAUAAUCCUAAAUAAUCUCGUGGCCUAAAUGAGGCCAAUGAUAUUAAGUUCAUAGAUUUUGAACCAAUUUAUUAAAUCUAAAUGUAUUUUCUAUGAUCCGGGGAAAAGAUUCUCCAAUUAUCUCCACGUUGAACACGAUCAUCUGUCAAAAGAAAGCGAAAAAUAUAUCCAAGUCGGUUGCUUUUUGUAUUUGCUGUGAUUCGCUAAGUUUGAUCUUGCUGCUUUCUUUUGUUAAUAUAAAGCCUUGACCUCACUCUCUGUUGCACUUCAAACUCAACUUGAUCUGAUAACGAGAGAGAUAAAGGAAAGGAGGAAGGCCUCACACUCAGGCCCUGAAGAUGAAGAUGGUGAAUUUCGAAGAAUGGAAACCUUUUGUGGCAAUGAUGGCUAUUGAUUUCGCUUUCGCUGUUGUGAAUAUUCUUCUCGAGGAAGUCCUGCAAGAGGGUAUGAACCCAUUGGUUUUAGUCACGUACCGUUUGUCCGUUGCUUGCAUUUUCUUAGCACCAAUUGCUUUCUUCUGGGAAAGAAAUGGCAGGCCAAAGCUCACGGUUCGAAUUUUAUGCUACCUCUUCCUCAGUGCAUUAGUUGGGACAUCACUCACACAGUACUUCUACCUUCUGGGAAUCCAUGACACCUCUGCUACCUUCGCUUGUGCCUUCAUUAACAUGGUGCCUGUGGUCACAUUCAUCAUGGCAUUUCCUUUCGGGUUAGAGACUGUGAACAUAAAAGGCAACAGAGGGAGAGCCAAGAUACUUGGCACAGUGGUGUGCAUUGGAGGAGCAUUGUUAUUGACACUGUACAAAGGAAAGCCCUUGUUCAGUUAUUCUCAAAGUGACGCUGACAGGCAUAUGGUUUCUGCAGUAAAGCUAGCUUCUCCUCCGAGGAACACAGGGAGAUGGACCACUGGUGUGAUAGCUCUGGUUGUGGGUACGGUAUUGUGGUCAUCUUGGUUUCUCUUGCAAGCAAAAAUAGGAAAGAGGUACCCCUGCCAGUAUUCUAGCACAGCUAUCAUGACAUUCUUUGGAGCCAUUCAAUCUUCUGUUCUUAGCUUGUCCACUUCUCGGAACUCGUCUAUGUGGGUUCUCAAGGAAAACAUGCAAAUACUCACUGUUCUGUUUUCUGGGAUGGUCGGAUCUGGUUUGUGUUUUGUGGGGCUGUCAUGGUGUGUGAAGAAAAAGGGUCCUGUGUUCACUGCAUCAUUCAGCCCUCUUGUUCAGAUAAUGGCUGCCAUGAUUGACAUUCCUAUCUUGCACGAGCCGCUUCAUGUUGGAAGUUUGAUGGGAUCCAUCUUGGUGAUGGUGGGAUUGUACAUUCUGCUUUGGGGCAAGAACACAGAAACGCAGAAUCAAGAGUGUGUGACUAAGCUAUACCAACAAGAUGGAGAAAUCAGGGGACAAGAACCUCAAAUACAACAAAUCAUAGUCUCCAAUGAUUAGCGGGGUCCUUCAUUUUUUUCAGACCUAAUUCCCCUGCAACUACCUUGUGCUCUCAUAA
Prosopis cineraria is the source of this 1521-nucleotide messenger RNA. Its product is annotated as WAT1-related protein At3g30340-like. The record is from RefSeq and is a predicted model, not a curated record. The coding region runs from base 366 to 1463 and encodes 365 amino acids. Gene Ontology annotation, cellular component: plasma membrane. Lineage: Eukaryota; Viridiplantae; Streptophyta; Magnoliopsida; Fabales; Fabaceae. The transcript has 6 exons. Gene Ontology annotation, molecular function: transmembrane transporter activity.